AUUCUUCAAUUUUAUUGAGUUAAUGAUCCGAAAUAAGUAAUGAACAUAUGUGUUCAUCAAAGAAGUAUCGGUACUAAAACUGAAAUAAGGUACCUGACAACAAUAAGCUUAUAAAACAUAAGAAAUAUUUAUUGGAUUUUGGGGUCACAUAUUUAAAAGGGGAAUUCCAGUUUCUGUUUUGUUAAGUUCACAAUUUUUAAGUGGAUUGCGACGAAUUUAAUUAAGUAAAUAACUGAUUUAAGAGCACAUACGAUGGAGGUUGAAGACAGCAACAAGAACCCAGAAUCAAACUUUAAAUACCUUGUGCAGCAAGUCGAGGAACAGUCAGACCUGUGCGAUAUGACAGUGAAAAGAGGACUCUGGGAGAAGAAGUUUCAUCGCUGCGUACUUGCUGCUUGUCCAUUUUUUGAAAAUAUUAUCAGGGGAAAUUUCUUGGAAAAACAGACAGGCCUAGUGGAGGUUAAGGUAGACACCACACCAAAUGCAGUUGAGAUGGCACUUAUGUUUCUGUACGGGAGAAAACCUGCUUUUACCAUUGAAAAUGUAGGAGAACUUCUUGAACUGGCAGAAUUUUUUAUGCUAGUCGGUCUAAAAUCUGCAUGCAUUGAGUGGCUUCGCUCUGAAGAAAUUACGGUAGAAAAUUGUAUGCACGUGAUGCAGUUAUCUACUAAGUACAAUUUUGAAGUUACAACAUGUAUCGAUUACAUUGAAAGCCACCUGCCCGAGAUAUUCAAUAACAAUGAUGCGGUGAAUCUUUCGAAAGAGUCAAUCGAGUAUCUAUUCUCGGACAUAAGGUUUUCAUACCUUACAAUGGACGAAAAGUUAACGUUCCUUGUGAAGUGGGCCGGUAUGCACUCUUGUGAGAAAGCAGAAAAUGUGAGGGCCCUGUUUCAGACGAUUGACAUGGAGGAAGUAUCAAACUCUGCAUUGGAAAGUGCUAAACGUAAUGUUCCAUUUAGCAAAAUAAUAGACUUAAACAAAGUAGUUCUCUUGGCAGAUGAUGAAAGUAGCAAACGUAAUGUUUUAAUAUUGUUCUGUAACAAAGGCUAUUUCUGGUGUUUAGAUCUACUGAACUUUCGUUGGUAUAGGUUGAACUCAAGUAUAAACGAGAACCAGCAUUUGCAAAGCUGCGAUACACAUGAAAUUGGUGGUGUGAGAAAUCUUCUUCCUGAAAUAUAUAUCACAUGUAAAAGGGGGUUUCUAGGAAAAUUGUUACCUACACUGUUGAUUGUAAAUCUUGAAACAAAUCAAACAACCACAUACCAACUUAAUUUGGGAGAUGAAGACAUUACGGAAACAAAACUUUCCAGUAUAAGCUUGACGGAUGACACAAUGCUCGCUACCGUAAACAAAACUAUUCAGGUUAUUGAAGUAUUUGGCAGCCGCCAGAGUGAGGGUGAAAACGACAGAAGACCAGAUUAUCCAGUAAGCACUAGUCGUGACCAAAUAAUGGAACAAAUUGAUCAUAAUUCUGUUCUUCUUACAAGAAGGAUACAAGCACCGUACGAUUGUGAUAUUGGGGAGUUGUUAUCGUCAAUACCUGGCGACAGCCCAAAACAUUUAAACGUAACAGAUAUCGGUUAUUCAGAGGUAUAUUUUGGACGUGUAUCAGACGAAACGGUUGAAUUGGAACCGUUAUUUUCAUUGCGGAAUGAAGAAAUAAUAGACACAUGUGUGAGCAGCCAGUCUACUGUUGCUUUGCUAACGAAAUCAAUGCAGUAUGUGAUCAUAUUCGAUAUUGUAGAUUUGAAGACUGAAAAACAUGAACUUAAACCAGACGCAAAUUACAAAAUUGCUCAUACUGGGGAGGGAUUCCUUAUCUAUAACAACACACGUUGUUACUGUUUCAAAAGACUAUCAGGACCAUCCCUUUUGAAGAAAUAUUUGAUACAAAUAAUGGAGUUUGAAAACGAAAACAGUUGUAUUGUACGAUACCGUUAUUGCAACGAUAUUUGGAUAAGAAUUGUACAUAACAAUGAUGACUUUCAGCUACAGUAUGUUUCGCACAAAGAAAUAUCAGUUAGUAAGAUCCCACGAGAUAUUAACUGGAAACAGUUGCCACUACCAGAUGAAAUAAAAAUAAUUGACAAACUCAUGAAUGAAAGCGACCGCAUGUUCGUGGUUGCUUUAUCAAAACAUAGGUUGCGAUGUGAUAUUGCAUGUCCGCAUUGCAAAUUGGCUGAUCGUCCGAAUAUAGGUUUGGACUAUUUUCUUAACGGUUUCUUGUUAGAUUCGUCUGACGAUGAAUAUGUUUUCCAAAACUCGAGUGAUAGUGAAUCAGAGUAAAUUUUAAUAGAUAGCCUGCAAACAACGGCUUACAAACGAAAGAAUUAUUUUGAUGUCAAUGAUAUAGUCCGAAACCAAAUAUUGGAUUACAUGAUGACAGCGAAAAGAAUAUCGGGUAAACAUUUCUUUCUACACGGUCACGGAUGCGCCAGAAAUAAUGGUUAUAUACAAAUACGCUAUACGUGUCCAAAUAAUACCUUUGCGUUGGGACUGUCCAUCAACGUAAAUGAUGAUAUGAUAAAUGAUGUCCGAAAAAUCAAUUGCAAGUGUCCCUGUCUUAAUGGUUUUUUGGUAGAUUUGUCUGACGGCGAAUAUGUAGAGAACAUUUGGUUAUUGUCUUAUAAAAUAAAAUUUCUUAAGUGAGUCGGAGACAUAUGAAAGUAGAGGAGAUGCCAUGACUUUUAGUUGUUUAAUUUUAAAUUAAUACGACAGUAAGCUAAUGAUCUAUUCAUCUUACCUUCUGAUCUAAAAAUCAUUCUUAAAUUAAAAUUCAAAAUUUACCACCAACUAGUUCUGAGUCUGUAUUGCAUAGAAAUUUAAAAAUUAAUACGUCCCACCGUUUUACCAAUACGUCUUUAAAAUCCGAAAUGUUAUGGAAUAAAAGCUAAAUAAGGCUGGCCAUGUUUUUUGUGCCAACCUCUGUGUUCUGCUGAACAUGAAUGCAUAAUUUUAAUUUGCUGCCAAAGCAUAAAUAUGUCUUUUUGCAGUUAUUCUCAAAACAAAGAAAAAAUCCAAAAAGUAGUCCGCCAAGCUUUAUCAAGUCACUGACCUGAUAAAUCAUAAUUUAUCUGACCCCUUGAUUUUUGCCUUUAUUUUGAAUGAAGGUAGGAAAAAUAAUAAUUUUUCAAUGCUAGGGUAACAGUGAAUCAGAUUAAAUUUUACCAUACUUUUUUUACACGUCGAGAUAUUCUGAGAACAUCGGCUUACAUAUUAUAAGAUUUAUUUUGAUGUCAAUGAUAACCAAAUAUUAAGUCACAUGGUAAUGGCUAACGGAAGGCCAAGUUAUAAAUACGGGAUCGCGAAAGUACUGGUGUAAUUAUGAACUAUAAAUAUGCUUUAAGUGUCCAAAUGAUACUUUUGUGUUGAGAAUUCCAACAAUGUCACAGAAAAGACAUGAAAUAUCUUGUGCUUUAAUUUUAAAAACGCUUUAGAGAUUUUUCUACAUAACCAUCAAUAUUUCCAGUCCGAAACUAACUCCAGAAAACUCUUAAUUAAUGUAAGUUAGAGAGGGCACCACAUGCGUCAUGAUUUUAAUAUUUAGAAGUAAUGCUCUGUCAUGUUCAUUAUACUUGGUAGUCUUGUGGAACUUAAUUUAAGGGAGUUCAGCACGUUUGAUAUACCGUGAGUGAUGGCGUAAUGUCAUUUAUCCGGAUAACAAAAAAUAAAUCCUGAAUUAGGCGUAAUGAUAUAAAAAUCAUUUUAUGAAUUAAUGGCAACUUGUGAGUAAAUUUAUUUCAACGGCAACGUUACUCUCAUUAUAAAGUUAAAAUAUGGUAUUAAAACAUCUGACACGUCAAAUAAUCAAAAUAAUAUCUUAAAACCAGCUUGAAAUGUGCGGAUUACCAAGCGGACCUAUACAUUCCGUUUCAUCAUUUCAUAGUUUCUGCUCAACUGUGAGAAGAUUCAUUUAUAUUCGACAUUGUAGAAAAAAAAUCUUUUCGUGAAAACGUAAUAAAAAUUGUGAUUUUCCCAUAGACUCCCUUUAUGACAACCUGCAUGAGGUCCACACUCACAUGUUUUAGAUAUUGUUUUUAAAUAUUCGAAAUUUCGAAAAGUUAACCAAAAUAUCUUUAAAACAGCAUAAUUGAAAGACUGAGAUAGACUUGUUUUUGAUAUGCAUUCUUUAUUGUACGAUUGUUGUUUCCAUUGUUUUAAAUAUCAUUAAAACUCAGUAUGUAGAACUUCAGCAAUAAACUUAAAUUGUAAAUCCGUUGGAAAAUAUAUGCUAUCUCUGUAAAGUGAUCAUGUAAAAUGUCUGCUCCAUAUAUAUGAAUCUAUCACAACGGUUAGCGGAAACCAUUUUUACCUUAUAUCAUUUUUUAAAAUCGAAUCGAAUUUCAACGUUCAAACUUCAAACCCUUGGUCUUUUUAGAUUUGAGUUUCAAAGUUUCAGCUGCUGCAUAUUUCUUUAUAAAACUGCAAAUUUUAUGUUGAAUUUUAUCUAUCUACCCUAACUCACAUAACAGGUUUUUAAGGUAGAUAUAUUUUCAGUACGUUUAAACCAAUGUUUCAAGUAAAUUAACAUUCAUCAGAAGACUAACUUCCGAUUCCAUACGUAAGCAAGAAGGUACCAUAAGUGUAUUGGGUUUCACCCGUCUUGCAUUUUAAACGUUUACUAUAAACUGGUUCGAAACUAUUCUGAUUGUCUAUCUUUAUAAUGAACUGCUUUAUAUGUGUUUUGUAAUGUUUGAAAUAAAUAAGAAUUUUAUAUCUUGUUGUUCGUAUUAUCGUAAAAUAAACGUUUACAACAACUUGUUAGGUUAUUUUAGAACUUUGGCCACGAAUAAGCCGGAUAAUUCUAAAACUAAUAGCAACCGUGCCUGACAUACAAGAAACUCGUGUGUUAAAUAAUUCGUUUAUAAUCUUGCAAAAUUGUACUGACUCUUAGUGGAAGAAAUAAACUGAACGAUUGUCAGAAAUAUAUAUGUGUAGUAUUUGAAAGAAUAUAACGGCACAGACUGAUCUGUGAUCUGAUAAAUGUGGUUUCAUCUCA
Messenger RNA from Mercenaria mercenaria, 4999 nucleotides. RefSeq lists its product as uncharacterized. The record is from RefSeq and is a predicted model, not a curated record. Bases 253 to 2286 code for a protein of 677 amino acids. The transcript is spliced from 5 exons. Gene Ontology annotation, molecular function: protein binding. NCBI's taxonomy places the organism in Eukaryota, Metazoa, Mollusca, Bivalvia, Venerida, Veneridae.